GAAACUCAGACAAAAAAGCCUAGGUGGAUGAAAAGAUUGUGGAAAGCUCAGGAACCCAACGUUGAAGCGCACCUUCUUCUGUCAGCAUGCCCACUGCAGACAACUUUAGUGUCCAUAACUUAAUCUAAUCAAGUGCAACUCAAUAAACAGACAUGAUGCCCAACACUCGUCUGGGAAAACGCUCGCCUUUUGGAUCGUUGGUGGGCUCCUCCUGUCCAGAACCAAACAAGACCAGCACCACUAAGGCAACGGGGGCAGGACAACAAGGCAUCAGCAGAGUCAGAGAUCACGGCGAUCUAAAGGUACCUGCUGGGAAUAAUCACAAACAGAAGAAAAUCCCUGAAAAUCCCAGAAUCCUGUUUGUUUCCUGUCAAAUGAAGAUGAGUAGAAGGAGGAGACCUCGUUUGAUUGACAGCUGCCUGAGCCAAUCACAGUGCUGUCUUCUCUCUCAGGCGUACUUUCAGUGUGGAGGAGCAGGUGACUCUCAGACAGACACUGUAGCCCAAUCUACAUCUUGCAGCAGAUCCAUUUCCUCCUGCAUCGAUGUCCCCAGAAGUCGCACCGCUCAGCAGGAGGUGGACAUGGACGAGCUGAUGGCAGCCAUGGUGCUCAGCAGCCUGUCCUGCAGUCCUCCGCCCGCGCUCCAGGUCUCCGCCCACAAACAUACUGCAGCUCCUUCGAUGGACUGUGGCGCCGUCGAGCUCUCAGACAGCAGCAGCGGCUACUGGAGCGUCAACCGAGGUCCCAGAAGCCCCGCACCUCCCUCACCAACAGCUGAAGCCAACGGCAGGUCGGCCACGCCCUCUGAUGAGGGCUUGGACCUGGACCAGGUUCUAUUUGAAGAACCAGCACCACGAAAACGCAGGAACUCGCUGAAAGUGGCGUACCAGUGUCUGUGGCCGAGCUGCAGGAAGGUGCUGACGUCCCUGAUGGGAAUUAAACGCCACAUCAGGAUGGUGCACCUGUGCCAAGGUGGUGAACAUGAGCGAUGCUCUCACAGCGAGGAGGACUUUUACUACUCCGAGAUCAACCAAUGGGACGAGCCACGCCGUCAGUCUCCUCCCUCUCCUCCUCCUCCAAGCCCCAACUGCAGCGCUCUGAGUCGCUCUGCCCCUUCCCCCUGUAGCAGCCUCUGGCAGGUCCAAUCAGAGCACUCCUACCAGGCUCCGCCCCCAAGUCACACAGUGUCACCUGCAGCUGCCACCUCAUGUCUUUUGACAGCCCCGCCCACAAGCAGACAGGAACCGGUGUCCCGGGUGCGAUCAGUCAGUGUGGGAGAGCAGUGGCUGCAGCAUCAGAGCGCCCCCUGCAGGAGGAUUCGAAGUGAGGCCAAGAAGUGUCGGAAAGUUUACGGCAUCGAGCACCGGGAGCUGUGGUGCACGCCAUGCCGCUGGAAGAAAGCCUGCCAACGCUUUCUGGACUGAGCCUUUAAUAUGAUGCUGUUCAGCAGCUGCAGCAGCCAUGUUUCGCUGACUGUCCUCCAAUGGUGGAACACCAUGAUGAUGAUAACGGUUAAAAAUGGACUCUCAGUGGGAUUUUUCCAAAUCUUUUACCCCACGUUUCCAGGCUGCCGACAGUCUGGAUCAUGUGAGAUGUGGGUCCUACACUUUGAACUGCAGCCUGAAGCUUCUCACAUUACACCAGGAGAACAAGCGGGAUCAUCUGCAUGAAGGACACCUGCCAAAUAUUUUUAUUUCAGCUUCCGUUUAUUAAAUGAUUCAGCUAAUAAAAAAAACAAAUCACAUAAUACGGAAAAGUUACGUUUUAAGCAUCAUCCUGCUUCUGAUGUGGUAUGUUGUUGAUAAAAAAUAAUUUGCUCCUCAGAGGAGGAACCUGUCUCCAUCUCCUCCAGUUUUGGUCUGGAGGUGCUUCCUGUUUGCAGCUCUGAAUCUGUUUCCUCUGCGUCAGAGACAAACUCAGGAUCAAACUGAUUUCUAUGUUUUUCUACCUGAUGUUGUAAUAAAGCAGAAAAAACAGACCGGA
Messenger RNA from Girardinichthys multiradiatus, 1983 nucleotides. RefSeq names its product zinc finger protein 395-like. Gene Ontology annotation, molecular function: DNA-binding transcription factor activity; RNA polymerase II cis-regulatory region sequence-specific DNA binding. The record is from RefSeq and is a predicted model, not a curated record. Gene Ontology annotation, cellular component: nucleus. Gene Ontology annotation, biological process: regulation of transcription by RNA polymerase II. NCBI's taxonomy places the organism in Eukaryota, Metazoa, Chordata, Actinopteri, Cyprinodontiformes, Goodeidae. The transcript has 10 exons. The coding region runs from base 153 to 1424 and encodes 423 amino acids.